Molecule: messenger RNA, 1047 nt
Organism: Panonychus citri (citrus red mite)
Lineage: Eukaryota; Metazoa; Arthropoda; Arachnida; Trombidiformes; Tetranychidae
Exons: 2
Coding region: 127-999 (290 amino acids)
Source: RefSeq, a predicted model, not a curated record
GAUUAGAAAAUUUGAUCGAUGAAACUGGAAUUAUAAACUUAGCAACUAAAUUCAUUAGUAUAAGUAGAUAGUUGAAGUUGAUGUUCGAAUUGAAUUAGUUAGUAACAAAUUGGAAACUCAGCAAGAAUGAAAAUAUUGAUAAUUGUGCUACUUUCCAUGGGACUGGAAAGCUCAUCAACAGCUCCACUAGAAGAAGCCAAGUUUCUAAGACAAAUAGUCGAUCAAUACAGUCCACCAUUGAUCAUCUCUUUUCUUCAUUCUCGAAUGGAUAACAAUCAACAAAUGAUUAAGAAAAUCAAAAAUUCAUUAACAGACUUGGAUAAAUCUAAACGAGAUAUAUUUGAUUUAGCCGAGAAAACCUUACAAUUACUCAGUAAUCAACUAACCGCUCUGGAAAAAGCCGAUUAUUUUGACCAUGAUGGAACUGAAAAGGUCAAGUUUUUUGUUGAACAAUUUAUUAUGGUCGAUGAAUUUUACCCAAUUGAUUUUGGUUCUUAUGGAAUGACCAAUAUCGAGUUAACUGUUGACGGAAUAUUGGAGCAAUUAAAAACUCAGACAUUUGACAAAUUACACAACCAAACCAUCACAUUGAUUGAAAAUUACCUUUCUGAUAUUGAGGACAAGGAAUCAAAUGUGAAUUGUAAUCGAUUGCAACAAGUAUCGAUCUCAUUGGCAAAAGAUGAACUACAUUCACUUAUUAACCAUCUUUACACAAUUAAAACCACUAAUUACAACAAUGGGCAACCUUACAAUAAUAAUAAUAUUAAUGAUCCACGAAAAGAUGAGAUUGAUAAAUCGUUGAAAAGAUUGAAAACAAUUGUUGACUUUUUCUAUUCACAAUUUAAUUAUCUCGCUGAUAAAGAAUCAGCUUCAACAUCUAAACCAACAAUUAAUACACCAAAUUAUCAACCAGAAAUGUCUAACAAAACAUACUUCGAUCUAAAUAUUGAUGCAGAAGUUGCAACAACUUCUCCAUUAGCUGUACGUGGUUCAUAUUGAGUGCAAUGAUCAACAAUUUAUUAAUAAUAAAAUACUGGUAACCAAGGA